UUCAGCUCCUCCUCCUCCUCCUUUCUCCGCCAUGCCGUUAUCGGCGACUCUCUCUUCCCCCUCACUCUCUUAUUUCCCCCAAGCACACCACCACCACCAACAACAACUCCAUCUCCCUCACACUCUCAAUCCAUACCUCAAACCUAAAACACUGACACUUCAAUUUCAAUGCCCCCAAGCCUCCAGACGACCCCCAAAUUACCCUCAGGGCGGCAGUGCCGAUAGUCUCGCCGACGACCCCCGCAAUUGGGGCCGUUCGAUCAACUCCGAGGUCGAUAGGCGCUAUGAUUUCGAAGACGACGAUGACGACAACGAAGAUGAGGAGGACGAUGAAGAAGAAGACCGGAGUUUGGAUUUGUUGGUGAGAUUUGUUCAGAAUGUGUUCAAAAAGGUGUCCAGGCGAGCCCGGAGGGCCGUCCGAUCGGUUCUCCCCGUCUCAAUUCCCACCAAUUUGGUGGGAUUUUCUGUUAAUGGAGUGCUAAUGCUAGCAUUCUUAUGGGUCUUGAAGGCAUUUCUUGAGGUAGUUUGCACCCUUGGAAGUCUAGUGUUCUUAAGCAUCUUACUCAUCCGUGGGAUCUGGACUGGAGUAGCCUAUUAUCAAGAUAACCGCAAUCAGAAGUACCGGAAUUUUGAAGACGACAACCGUCCAUGGGCCGGCGCACAGCCUGUAACCUGAGACUUACUAUUCAGAGAGACCCGCUGAAUUAUAAUUUCACACCAGAAUAGGAGUAUACAAUAAAGUAGGAACACUUGACAAAUCAAAGGGAUGAUGAGAAGAUAGCAUAAAAAUUUGUUUUCCCAUAACCAUUUGUUCUGGCCUUCAAGGAGUUAUACAUAUGAUGCAUCUUCCUGCCUGAACAGAUUAACAAGAUAUUCUUGCACUUGUAUUAUACACAGGUACAACAACGCCUUAUCUCACUAAGUAAGGUCAACUGUAUGAAUCUUAGAAUGUCAUUGAGCUCCAUUUUGUGCCAAGUCUUUUGUUAGAUCCAAGUACUCCAAGUCUUUUUUUAGAGUCUAUUUUCAAUCUUCUUCUGUCUCUUUGGCCCUGAGCUUUUGUCUUGUAAUCGUAUAUGUUCUGUCAAAAUUCAAAAUUUCCA
This is a messenger RNA of Pyrus x bretschneideri (Chinese white pear), 1100 nucleotides long. RefSeq names its product protein SHORT HYPOCOTYL IN WHITE LIGHT 1. The transcript is spliced from 4 exons. Gene Ontology annotation, biological process: regulation of abscisic acid-activated signaling pathway; negative regulation of photomorphogenesis. Bases 32 to 676 code for a protein of 214 amino acids. NCBI's taxonomy places the organism in Eukaryota, Viridiplantae, Streptophyta, Magnoliopsida, Rosales, Rosaceae. The record is from RefSeq and is a predicted model, not a curated record.